This is a messenger RNA of Python bivittatus (Burmese python), 2169 nucleotides long. RefSeq lists its product as uncharacterized. Gene Ontology annotation, molecular function: signaling receptor activity; protein binding; triacyl lipopeptide binding. Gene Ontology annotation, cellular component: signaling receptor complex; plasma membrane. The record is from RefSeq and is a predicted model, not a curated record. Gene Ontology annotation, biological process: toll-like receptor signaling pathway; inflammatory response. Lineage: Eukaryota; Metazoa; Chordata; Lepidosauria; Squamata; Pythonidae.
AUGACAUUGCCUCCUAUGCCCGCAGAGAAGCAGCAAGGAGCUGAUGGCCUUUUAAAUCUCAGUUCAGUGUUAAAGUGGAAUGUUCUUGGCAAUGAACGACACAAUGAAAAGGGAACAAGAUUUCCAUCCUCAGUAUUGCAGAUUAAUGCAAGCUGUGGAAUCCCAGCAAAUGGCACACUGGAUCUAUUAAACAAAAAACUAACUGAGAAUGAAUUGAGGGAGAAAAUGGAUCCUAAACUCUGCAAAGCUACAAUGGACAAAAUUAAAAAGUUUAAUGCCAGUCACAACAACAUGGAGACAGAUAUUGCAACCCUGAUUUCAGUAUUCCUUGAAAUGAAGAAUGUGUAUUUAACUGAUGUGAGUUAUAACAAAAUAUCCAUAAAUGCCAAAUCUGCAAAAGAGAGCCAUAAUCUGGAGCAUAGCAAUCUUCUGUUUUUAAAUCUCAGUCACAAUCCCCUUAAAACUCUGCAAACCCUUACCCUACCAAGAAGUCUCAAAAGCAUAGAUUUAUCUUUCACACAAAUUAACCAAAUACCAAAAGAAUUUGGUGCAAUGUUUUUUCAAAUAGAAGAGAUAUUUCUUCAGGGGAAUCAUUUUAUAUACAAACCUGAAACAGUUAUAUCUAAUUUUAAUCCUGUACAUACAAUGAGAAAAGAAAAGCAUUCUUCUAGAUCAGCCAUUUCAUAUAUAGAUCUUCCUGAACACACUUCCAUUGAAAGCCUCCCUACAAAGGCAACACGUCAAAGAACAUCAAACAGUUCCACUGAAGAACUUCUAGAAGGGUUCCAAGACACAAUGAAUAAAUGUAUUUUUCUUGACCUUAGCAAUAACCUCCUGCACAAAUCCCCCUACCUAUCAAAUUCUUUGCGCUGCUUUGAUUUAAGCAACUCUAACAUACAAGGAAUAGCUAAUCCUAAUCUUUUCCCAAAUUUAACAGUGUUUAAAAUUCGAAACAAUAAAAUAGAAAACAUUUCACCAGCAUAUCUUCCAGACUCAUUAGAGGAAUGUGAUGUUAGUGAUAAUAAGAUACGUGAUUUCCCUUUCCAGGGGGCUGAGCAAAGUUUAAAAUCCCUUAAUCUUUCUAGAAAUCUUAUAAUGCAACUGAAUCUGAACACUUCCUACCUUUCCCUAACUAACCUGGAUGUAAGCCAUAAUUUAAUUACAAAUCUGCGGUAUCACAUGGGGAAAUUUCUGCCUGAACUGAAAUAUCUAAAUCUGUCAGAAAAUAAAAUCUUUUUUCUACAAUCAGGGUCUCUCCCUAAAUCCUUGGUUGAGUUGGAUAUCAGCAACAAUGUCAUUCUCAUCAUUAUGAAAGAGAUGUUCCACCAUUUGACAAACUUGAAAAUUUUAACAGUUCAAGGGAAAUAUUUUUUCUGUAACUGUGAAUUAUACUGGUUUGUAAGCACAUACCUUGCUAACCCACAAGUGCAAAUAAAUGGCCGAGAAAGACUAUUCUGUGGUUUUCCACCUAAAAAGCGAGGUCUUUUGGUGGAAAACAGUCAUCUAACAAUGUUGUAUUGUUCUCUUCGUCUUCAAAUCGGAAUCACAGCUAGUGUGGCCAUUUUGAUUAUGUCUAUCAUAACUCUACUGUGCUGGUAUUUUGAUGGUCCAUGGUAUGUGAAGAUGGGUUGGUAUUGGUGCAAGGCUAAAAGGAAACAAUAUGAGAAGAGACCAGAACACAAAAUAUAUGAUGCUUUCCUUUCAUACAGUGAAAAUGAUGCAUCCUGGACCAAAGAGAUCUUACUGGAAAAACUGGAAGCCAAUGGAUUUAAAAUAUGUUAUCAUGAAAGGGAUUUCAUGCCAGGGCAUCCAGUUCUUGGGAACAUUUUUUACUGCAUUGAGAACAGCCAUAAAGUUCUUUUUGUGCUAUCACCCAGCUUUGUCCACAGCUGCUGGUGCCAGUACGAGCUGUACUUUGCUGAACACAGGGUUCUCAGUGAAAACCAGGAUUCUCUCAUUAUGGUUGUACUGGAAGAUCUCCCACCCAACAGCAUCCCACAGAAAUUCAGUAAGCUUAGAAAACUAUUAAAAAGGAAAACCUAUUUGAAAUGGAGUCCUGAGGAACACAAACAAAAGCUUUUCUGGCACCAGUUGAGUGCUGUGUUGAAAACUAUGAAUGAGCCAGUGCUAAUAACACAAAGAAAAAGCUGCACCAGGAAACAUAGAUGA